Molecule: messenger RNA, 3648 nt
Organism: Aspergillus pseudotamarii
Lineage: Eukaryota; Fungi; Ascomycota; Eurotiomycetes; Eurotiales; Aspergillaceae
Exons: 2
Coding region: 1-3648 (1215 amino acids)
Source: RefSeq, a predicted model, not a curated record
AUGACUUCAAUAAAUGGGUGGGUUGCGCCAUUGGUUGAAGACUUUCUUUCCCGUUACAUCAAGGGGCAGGCCGACAGCUCGGAAUUUGAUGACGAUGGCAGUAAUCUUCGUUUUGCCCGUCGCUCUCCACAGUACACUAUAGUUCUCAAUUGGGAAGAAAGCGAAGGGAAAUAUGUGACAACUUUAACCGACUCCAAAACUCAGAUCGAAGCAGUGCUAGCAAAAGAGUCUUUGGAGGGACUCGAAAGGGAGGCCCGCGAGCGCCCAGUAAACAGAGACGUGACUCUAAACCAUUACGUCCAGCUACUGGACUAUGAGAUAGUGCUCGAAUAUGCCAUAUCUACCCCGAAAAUUCAUUUAUACGUUAGGAAUCUUAGUAUUGCGUGGGACAAGGGCAAGUACAAAGGCGCGCCACAAGGCAAAUCAAUUAAGAAGAGUGCAAGUAUACGAAGCUUGAUGAAGAAAGUUUUCGAAACCAUCAAGUCUCGGGAGAGCCGCCGUGCUGCGACUUCACCAAAGGCGUAUUCCUUGGAUGACUCUCCAAAGUCUCAAACUCACGACGUCUCUGAAAAGCAUGUCUCGCAACAGUUUCUACAGUCCCAGGUCCAGACAUCCUUCGUGGGUUUGGGAGUACCAUCUAUGAUGCCCCCAACACAAACUAAGCGCAGCUCAGCGGUUUCAAAUGCGCUACUUGGAUACUUGGAAUCUCAUACCAAGCCGGCCGACAGUAAUUUUCCAGAAAAUACAGAGCAUGGAACGGUUGCCAUUCCAGUCAGCGAUGAAUCUGCUGACAGAACUGAGGUACGGGGAAGCAGCCCACAUGCUGCUAAAAGCGCCAGUGAUAUUCCUCGGCAAGGAGCUCAAGGAUCUGCGUCAGACUCUCGUCCUGGACUGAUACGUCCUGUUCAGCACAAUGGUCAUACAGCCCCCCAGCAGCGAUACGAUGCAGAUUAUGAGUUGCCAAACCCGAAAACUGAUGGGGGAAUGGCGGGCAAGGCAGGUAUACAACAAGGGCAGGACUACGAGAAUCCCAAUUCGCCACGGUCAUCACCAAAGCAAAAGCCACCUGAAAUGAAGCAUCCAUCUGAGAAUUCAAGCUCUAGCCACACAGACCCCUGGCAUGGUAUGACUGGUAUCAGAACUAGGGACAUUAGGAUACCCAAAAACCAAGUCACACUGCUUGAACAGCACACUCGUCAAUGGGUGCCGCCCGAUUAUGGGGAUUCCAUCAAAGGACAUGUACCACCUGAACUUUUAACCCAGUGGAAUCAAAUUGCGCUACAGAGGAGUCGUUUAAGUGAACGGGACGGACUAGGGGGCUUUGAGUCUGAGCGGGCUGAGUCUCGUGCGCUUUCACCAAAUAUCAACUAUCCCACAGCUCAAACGAAUGCAGAAUCCGACGAUGAACCCGUAACUUCGGACUGGUCUGAAAGCUCUCCUGAACGUGUUUCCCGUCCUCGACAACUACCGGCAGACAGUAGCCCUGUGACGGGGGCGAUGAUGAAACGCAACGGCGUACGUAUCACAAAACUAGGCAACGCACCAGAAGAGAAGCAAGCAAAGGAAGUCGAUUCGACAUCAGUGCGCGAAACUCAGCAAGACAGCCGAGCUAUUUCCGCAGUUCAAGAGAGCAAUGAUCUACCCAUGGAGAAUUCGCCGUUUGAAAAGAAUGCAAACGAGGAGCAUAUCUCUGAACCUGUGCACAACAAUACCAGAGCUGCUGGACACGAUCUCCAAGAGGAAUCCGAUGCAGAAAGCGAGGAUUCAGUCAUGGAUACGUCUGUUCCCUGCCCACUUGUUGGGUCACAACAAUCGAAUUUUACCAACCAGUCGGAGCAAGGGAUCAUUAGUUCUGGGUCUUCACUUCCCGCACGCGGGCAUGUGCAAGUUCUGGAAACACCUUUAGCUAAUCUCAAACACCUACGUUCUGCGAGGCUGGACAAGGAUAAGGCUAGUCUGGAAUCACACCACACACAACAGUCAUCAUCCCAGGCGGCCAAAUCGUCGUCUCAAUCACGCAUCUUUAAUACAUACGCAACUGACAACGACGAUAUAGAAGGCACCCAGACUACAAAAGUCUCAAGGGCCAGUGAAGCUGGUGAGACGAAUGAUAUUGAAGUUUUCGGGACACAGAUGAGUACAGGUGACUGGUUGAUGCCAGAUGCAACUCCUAACUCACACGUUGCCCUUGUCUUCGACUCUUCUGCCCCUAAACAGCAUGACUCAAAUGCUCCUAUACCUAUGUCUACACUUGAAUCUCAGGAUUCCUCGAAGCCAUUUUCAUCUCACGAUGAAGUGCUCUCAUCAAUGGAGCUCGAGGAGAAAGGACAGGAGUUAGUGCCAAGCCAGGGGUUGGCACAUGACACGCCUGAGCAUGGCGGAAGAUCACCUUUAAAGCGUCCUGCAUCUACCGCUGGGGUGGAAGAGCGACCUGCUUCAAAGCGACAUAAAUUUGCAUACAACGAGAAUACAGAUGCAGGCAUCGUAGGGGAAACCAGAUCAGCUUCUGGUGUCGUUUCUCGUCGCCAGGAUUAUAUUCGUCACUCUGCAGAACACUUGGAGGCGCAAAGGAUACAUGAGAAGUUUCGAAAUGAUUAUCCAAGCUAUGUCGGAGACUUUCUACACUUCAGAAAACUGUGUGCAAUAUUGCAAGCCGUACGAGACAAAGGAAGUUUACAGCGGUCUUUCUUGUGGGACGAUUUCGUUAUCAAGCACUUGGAGGAAUAUCCACAUUACUUGGAGCAAUGUCUUUCUUUGGAGACGAAAUCGCUGGGGUAUGAAGAAUAUUUCACAUCACACUUUUCCAAACCAACGCAUAAGAAACGAAGUCUUACCGCAGAAGGGAUCAAAGUGGCCGCAGCACAGAAUAUCACUCCAAGCGUAUCUGACACGGUGGCGAGUCCAUUACGUCUUCGAAAUGGAGCAGAUAUUUCGUUUACUGCCAGCCUUGUGGAUAAGUUUUCCAACUUUCACGCGCACUCCUUUGGACCAGCAGCCCAGAGUGCCCAAUCUGACACGGAUGUCGAUAGAAUGUCAUUCACUACGCCGUCGCCUACUCAACAUACGAAGAACAAUGUGGGUGCCCCUGGCGAUGGUCAUCAUACAGAGAUCGAAAAACACACAGAAGAGACCACCGAACGCCCGGAAGCCGAAAUGCAGCAACCAGAGGUAGAGGAACAGCACUCAGAAGCCGUAGAACCGGCCUCGGAAGUUGAUGAACAGCUACGCUCAGAGAUGACUACUCAGCUCAGCACAUUGAGAAACCUAGAUGGUAACGAGUCCGUCAUCGCAGAAAGCGAAAUCAAUAGCGAAGAAGACGACGGUGUUGUAGAUGAAACGCACGAGACAGCCAGCAUUGAGCUGGGGGAUGAAGAGCCCUCCACAGCUCUCGAGGCGCCCCUUUCAAGCAAUGAAUCAGAAGCAGCCAGUGAAGCGGAGAGUCCCAACGAGAACUGGUUUCUCUCUCUCCGACAUCUCUUCCCAACAGAACCCAGCUGGUGCGACGGUCCUGAGACGCCCUUCAAAAAAUGGGCUCGGGCAGACCAGAAUGUUUUCUCUCAACGCAAGUUCCGUCGCAACUGGGCACACAUCCCUGUAGAUGAAAAGGGAGUACCUCAGCGGCCGUUUUAUUCUAAACCUCCUGAAUAA